Molecule: messenger RNA, 918 nt
Organism: Fulvia fulva
Lineage: Eukaryota; Fungi; Ascomycota; Dothideomycetes; Mycosphaerellales; Mycosphaerellaceae
Product: Alkali-sensitive linkage protein 1
Exons: 1
Coding region: 1-918 (305 amino acids)
Biological process (GO): fungal-type cell wall polysaccharide metabolic process
Cellular component (GO): fungal-type cell wall
Source: RefSeq, a predicted model, not a curated record
AUGCGCACCUCCAUCGUCGCAUCCAUACUUUCCCUCCCACUCGCCCUCGCUGAACAAGCAGUCCUCACCUCCACCAAACGCGGCCUUGUCUACGUCGAGACCGAGAAUAAGAAAGAUGAUCACUUCUGGACCUCUGCCUCGGACAUAAGAUGGUACUACAAUUACGAGUCAGAGCCGACCAGCCAACUCAACAACAAGCUCGAAUUCGUGCCAAUGCUUUGGGGCGCGGGCAGCGAUAGCAAUUUCUACACAACAGUCAAGGACCUCAAGGAUGGAGGGAUGAACGUCUCCUACGUCCUCGCCUUCGACGAACCAGAUGGGUGUGGACAGGUCUAUGGCGGAAGCUGUGUAGACGCGCAGACUGCGGCCGAAAUGUGGAAACAGCAGAUCGAGCCAUUGAAGGACUUGGGUAUCAAGCUUGGUGGUCCUACUGUCACAUCUGCGCCGACGGGGUUCACGUGGUUACAGAACUUCUUCAUGCAAUGUGCUGGAGGAUGCUCAGUGGACUUCUUGCCUGUGCAUUACUAUGGAGACUUCCAAGGGUUGGCGAGCCAUAUUGGACAGGUCAAUGCCACAUACCAGAAUAUCUCGACAAUGUGGGUGACGGAGUAUGGACUCCCGAACCAGGAUCUCGAAGUCGCGCAGGACUUUUACAACCAGAGCAGUGCUUUCUUGAACCGUGUGCCAUAUAUCCAGCGAUACUCGUACUUUGGAUCUUUCCGGUCGGAUGUAUCGAAUGUCGGACCCAACGCCGCAAUGCUCACGCAAAAGGGCGAGUUGACGGAUAUCGGUGCUUGGUACUUGGGCGAUGCCGUUGCUGCGACUGGUAACAUUCCAAAGGGCGAUGCUGUGCAAUUAGCGAAGUUUGCAGGGUGGAUGAUGAUGGUUGUUGCUGUGUCGUUCUACUGCAUCGCAUAG